Messenger RNA from Trematomus bernacchii (emerald rockcod), 495 nucleotides. RefSeq lists its product as uncharacterized. The transcript is spliced from 4 exons. NCBI's taxonomy places the organism in Eukaryota, Metazoa, Chordata, Actinopteri, Perciformes, Nototheniidae. The record is from RefSeq and is a predicted model, not a curated record. Bases 1 to 495 code for a protein of 164 amino acids.
AUGACUAGUGCCAUGAACUUAAAAAACUGCGGAUCUGUGCUGGUGACAGGAGCCAGUCGAGGUCUCGGGCUGCAGAUAGUACACAGCCUGGCGAGUGGAGGUUUCUCCCCAGGCAAGAUUAUAGCCACAGCCAGAAACCCAGUGAAUACACAGAAACUUCCGGAACUGGCAGAUAAUCACCCUAACAUCCACAUCAUCACCUUGGAUGUGUUGAACCAGCAGAGUAUAGAGAAGUGUGUGGAGGAGGUGGGCCAGCUGGUGCAAGGAGAGGGUCUGAACUGCCUGAUCAACAAUGCAGGGAUCAAUGUGGUGGCCGACUUCCAUACUGUCACUGCUGAGAAGAUGAUGGAAAACUUCCACACAAAUGCGGUGGCUCCUCUAAUGAUCACCAAGGCUCUCCUGCCUCUGCUGAAACUAGCUGCAUCCAAAGGUGGAGCAGGUGGUGAGGGAGGGAUGGGCAUCAAGAGGGCGGCAGUCAAACCCUUUCAUGCAUGA